UGUUGACAUCGCAUACUGUAAUGAUAUUUGAUUGACGGUUCCUAAGAAUACAAUUUAAACCAAAAAAAAACCGAAGGGAAACACGAAUCUGUUUUCGAAAUGUCAUCGUGCUAUAGCGGUUUUGAGGAUCGUUCGUUUGAGUUCGACGAUUCUUCAUUUGACAGUGGCUACGAGAAAAGUUUCGAAACGGCCGAUGCAAGCUUUGCCGCGCGUAAGCUUGUCUUUGAUGCAUCGGUAGAUUAUUUUCCGCCGGAUUUGAUAACCGACCCAGCAAUAGCUUCAGGAGCUAAUGCCCUGUUACAAGCCAAUUCAAAUUCCCUGCCUGGCUUCUGCCCAAAAUUGGGAGUUCAAACUUCAACCCCAACCAAGGAAGCGAAGCCGAAACGGAAGUACGCGGUUGGUAAAAACCGAGUGACGCGCUCCAGGAGUCCAACUCAAGUGGUUCGCAUCAAGAAGUUCCGUCGGAUGAAGGCCAAUGACCGCGAACGAAAUCGUAUGCACACUUUGAACGACGCAUUGGAGCGUCUGCGGAGCACUCUGCCAUCUCUCCCAGAAGAGACCAAAUUGACGAAAAUCGAGAUUCUGCGAUUUGCGCACAACUACAUUUUCGCUCUGGAGCAGGUGCUCGAGAGUGGGGGCACUAUAAAUCUUGACCUAGAAAAGCUGCAGAAUUUAACUCUCAGUGGGGAGAGAAUAACAAAGGAGCUAUUCGAUGCCAUUUUUGUCAAUCCAAGGCCGUAUCCUAUGAUGACCGGCCAUGGGUUUGGAAAUUUUGACCUCUAUAGUAGUAUGCGGCAGUAUGGUUUGUGUAGCAGUUCCCAGUCAAGAUUGCCCGAGAACAACCCAGAUUUUUCUCAGGAAAAAUACGAUAUCUUUAAGAGCACAUUUGAAGCAGCAGCAGCUGCUACUAAUGUUGGAUUACCUACAGGAGCAGGACCAGCAGCAACACCUUCCUACCAAUCAUGUGAUUUGUUCACAUCGGGGGAACAUCAAACUUCAAUUGGAUACACCGCACCGCACAGUGAACAGACCCAUAUUCCUUGUGAAUCCUUUAGGCAUAAUGAGUUCCCAAACGCUUAUCCCCAUCACACCAGCAUAUCAAUGGAGCAGAUGCAUCUUCAUCAUCAUCACCAGCAGCAGUCCGCGUCCACAACUCCAUUUCAUCAUAGCAGCAGUUUCUACUCGCAAACACCGCCUUGGAAGGAUUACAGUGAGCAGGUUGUGAACAAUAGUGGGUAUGGUCACUAUUCAGUUGCUUAGUUUUAAGGUUAUAA
This is a messenger RNA of Eupeodes corollae, 1274 nucleotides long. It is a transcript of the gene tap, whose product is annotated as basic helix-loop-helix neural transcription factor TAP. Gene Ontology annotation, molecular function: protein dimerization activity. The transcript has a single exon. NCBI's taxonomy places the organism in Eukaryota, Metazoa, Arthropoda, Insecta, Diptera, Syrphidae. The record is from RefSeq and is a predicted model, not a curated record. Bases 100 to 1260 code for a protein of 386 amino acids.